AUGGCAUCACGAAGCCUACCCAAUAAUGCUGGGUCUAUUGCCAAAACGCUUACAACUGUCGCCAAGCCUGUUUUCGAGACAUUGAUGGUCGUCCUCCCGAUUGUUUCCUUUCAAAAACUCCCUCAAAAUGCACUGCUCUUCCUCUAUGGCUUUGUGUUUUGUUUCUUUGGAGGGACCUUCCCCACACUCUUCGCCGCCAUUCAAGCAGCUGAGUAUGGUGGUCGCGAGGCUUUCGUGAAAGCCAUUGGUGAUCUUUCUGACGAAGCAUUAAUUAUUAUUGAAGAAAGCAAGAAAGACAACGAUGAAGACAAAAACAACGACGGUAAAAAAGACGUAGAUCAAAUUUCGUCAUCGGAAUUCAUGGCGCGCAAGACAAAGUUGGUGCUUCGGAAAAUGAAUCCUGAAAAGGUCGACACAGCGAUGGCGUCACUUUACAAAGUCUGGUUGUCUGUUGCGGCGGUUCUUUCAAUUCAGUUUGCACGUACGAUCUCCAUGGCCUUGGCCAUAGCUGAUUUUCUCAAGAAGCCGUGCGACCGUUUUAUUUCCCCGACGAUCGAAGUUGUGGUCCCAGAUGAGUACGACAAAUGGGUCCCCACAAUCCUUGCGUGGAUCACAAAGGCAAUCGCCGUAUCCAUUGCUUGGUACAUCCAAUCUAUCAUGUCGGCAACUGCUUCGGCACUGAAGGGAGGUAUGAUGAUGGCAAGGGCUUUCUAUCAAUUUUGUAUUCAUCGGAAUCUUAAGCUAGGUGGUUUGAUCCCAGACGAUCAUCGACAAUCCGUGAUAGAUGAAGUCUUGUCAUACGUGUUUGCCAGUCUUGGUUUUUAUGUGCAAUUUAAACUCAGGUUCAACCUCCCGUUUCCUUUGAAUCUUUUGCUCUGGCCUUUUCACCUUGUAGAGUACUACAUCAAAUGGUCUAUCACAAAGAUGGCAUAA
Molecule: messenger RNA, 933 nt
Organism: Phaeodactylum tricornutum CCAP 1055/1
Lineage: Eukaryota; Bacillariophyta; Bacillariophyceae; Surirellales; Neidiaceae
Exons: 4
Coding region: 1-933 (310 amino acids)
Source: RefSeq, a predicted model, not a curated record